Molecule: messenger RNA, 420 nt
Organism: Leptosia nina
Lineage: Eukaryota; Metazoa; Arthropoda; Insecta; Lepidoptera; Pieridae
Source: the annotation of a GenBank genome assembly
AUGGUAUCGUUUCGGUUCGAGUGCCGGCUGUCUUCUGACGCUGGCCUCGCGUGUGAUAUCAUCGUGAAUGUGGGAAUGGAGUUUUAUUUACGAUAUAUAACUAAUAUGAAAAGGAAUUUUGAGUUCACGCCCAAUCCCACGCGACGACAUCGGCGACGUACCGCUACGAACUCACCUUCCGAACCUCUCCAAUGGUCGUUCACUUAUAAGUCGAGGAGGCAAAGAGAAAUAUUUCACAUGGCACACGUGCGCUGGCGAUGCGGAUUAUUUUGCGCGCGUUCGCACAAGCGGGCGUGGUUCGCGCCGAGCGGACCGAUCGCGACUGCCGCUCGCUCGUAUUUACGGCGUGUUUACGCCGGACGCGCAUGCGCCGUCUACCCUCGCACGCGAACGCUACCGAUACGGCCGACGAUUGUUUAA